Ictalurus furcatus (blue catfish) is the source of this 4000-nucleotide messenger RNA. Its product is annotated as neutral alpha-glucosidase AB-like. Bases 7 to 2853 code for a protein of 948 amino acids. Gene Ontology annotation, molecular function: glucan 1,3-alpha-glucosidase activity; carbohydrate binding. The transcript has 25 exons. The record is from RefSeq and is a predicted model, not a curated record. Gene Ontology annotation, biological process: N-glycan processing; carbohydrate metabolic process. Gene Ontology annotation, cellular component: glucosidase II complex. NCBI's taxonomy places the organism in Eukaryota, Metazoa, Chordata, Actinopteri, Siluriformes, Ictaluridae.
GCAACUAUGGCGCCUUCCAGUGAGAGGAUGGGACGAGUGCUAGUGGUGCUGCUGGUGCUGUGUUUUAGUGUCGAGGCUGUGGAUCGUGGUAACUUCAAAACAUGCGAGCAGAGCGCCUUCUGCAAGCGUCAGAGGGAGCUGAAGCCAGAUCAGUCUCCAUACCGAGCUCUGCUAGAUACCUUAGAGCUCAGUGACUCCAGGAUUACACUGCAGCUCAUUAAUGAUAAUAACAAGGUGCGUCUGCUCUUGGAGCUGUACAGACUGCAGGGCAACAUGACACGGGUUAAAAUCAACGAGCUGAAGCCUCUCAGACCUCGUUACGAGGUCCGGGAUGUCCUCAUCACUGAUCCUCCUACCAAACCCAUGACGGUGGUGACUCAGGACAAGAACGGCGUGGUGCUCUCUCUGGGCGCAGAUGAACGGCGGCUGAUCGUCAGCGCUCAACCCUUCCGCCUCGACAUCAUAGAGGGCCCACUAGUGCUGCUAUCCCUCAAUUCCCGAGGCCUGCUGGCCUUCGAGCACCUCCGUCUGCGCAAAGACACCAUCUCUCAUAAAAUAACAAGCACUUUCGGUAGCAUGUGGGACUCGAUCAAGAGCGUGUUCUCUAGUAAACAAGACCCAGAGGAAGCUGGUGGGUCAGAGAGUGCUGAGGAUGCAGGUGAUGAGGGUGAAGAGGGAAAAGAGGAAGAGAAGCCUGGCAUGUGGGAGGAGACAUUUAAAACCCACAGUGACUCAAAGCCCAAUGGUCCAACAUCCAUUAGUCUAGACUUCUCUUUUCCGGGCGUGGAACAUGUUUACGGCAUUCCCGAGCACGCAGACACUCUCAAACUGAAAAACACGGAUGGGAGUGACCCGUAUCGGCUUUAUAACCUGGACGUGUUCCAGUAUGAGCUGCACAACCCCAUGGCCCUGUACGGCUCCGUGCCCAUGCUCAUAUCCCACAAUGCUCAGCGCACCAUGGGUGUCUUCUGGUUGAAUGCAGCUGAGACCUGGGUGGACAUCACCUCCAGCUCUUUGAUGAUGUUUGGUAAGAUGCUGGACUUUGUCCAGGGUUCGAGUGAAGUCCCGCAGACGGAUGUGCGCUGGAUCUCUGAGAGUGGCAUCAUCGAUGUCUUUAUCAUGCUCGGACCAACACCAAGUGACGUUUUCACGCAAUACGCCUCACUGACAGGCACUCAGGCCUUCCCUCCUCUUUCCACUCUUGGAUACCAUCAGUGUCGCUGGAACUACAAUGAUCAGGAAGAUGUCAAAGCUGUCGAUCAGGGUUUCGACGAGCAUGACAUCCCCUAUGACUUCAUCUGGUUGGACAUUGAGCACACUGAUGGCAAACGUUACUUCACCUGGGACCCUGAAAAAUUCCCACAGCCCAAAGAAAUGCUUCAGGGGCUCAUGGAAAAGAGACGUAAGAUGGUCACCAUUGUAGACCCUCACAUCAAAGUGGACAGUGGCUACAAGAUUCACAAUGAAAUUCGCUCCAAGGAUUUUUAUGUCAAGAACAAAGACGGAGCAGAUUAUGAAGGCUGGUGCUGGCCAGGAAGUGCUGGAUAUCCCGACUUCACCAACCAUGAGAUGAGAGCCUGGUGGGCUAACCAGUUUGGCCACAACCAGUAUGAGGGUUCCAUGGAGAACCUGUAUACGUGGAACGAUAUGAACGAACCAUCUGUGUUUAACGGGCCGGAGGUGACCAUGCACAAAGACGCGCUGUUAGGCGGCUGGGAGAACAGAGACGUGCACAACCUCUACGGGCUAUAUGUGCACAUGGCGACUGCUGAAGGCUUGACCCAGCGCUCUGGUGGCACAGAGAGACCGUUUGUUCUCUCCAGAGCCUUUUUCGCAGGAUCCCAGCGCUAUGGAGCAAUAUGGACAGGAGAUAACGCAGCUGAGUGGGGCCAUCUGAAGAUGUCCAUCCCCAUGUGUCUGAGUCUGGGACUGGUGGGCAUUUCCUUUUGUGGAGCCGAUGUUGGUGGUUUCUUCAAGCAUCCGAGUGCUGAGUUGUUGGUACGUUGGUACCAGGCGGGUGCAUACCAGCCGUUUUUUCGUAGCCAUGCCCACUUGGACACCCCUCGGCGUGAACCCUGGCUCUUUGGGCCAGAAAACACGGCUCUGAUCAGAGAAGCGAUACGUCAAAGAUAUACACUACUACCCUACUGGUACCAGCUCUUCUAUAACGCUUAUCGCACUGGACAGCCUGUCAUGAGGGCUCUGUGGGUGAACUAUCCCGAGGAACCAGCUACAUUCGCCAUUGAGAAUGAAUAUUUAAUUGGUAAAGAUCUGCUUGUACACCCUGUUACUGACGAGGGCGCAAAGAGCGUCACAGCCUACCUGCCUGGGAAAGGAGAGGUUUGGUACGAUGUUCACACAUUCCACAAACAUGAAGGGGCUCAGAAUCUCCACAUUCCAGUCACCAUGAGCUCAAUCCCAGUGUUCCAGCGUGGUGGCUCCAUCAUCAGCAGGAAGGACCGCAUCAGGAGAUCCUCCUCCUGUAUGGAGAAUGACCCGUACACCCUCUACAUAGCACUGAGUGCUCAGGGCACCGCUGAAGGAGAGCUCUACAUUGAUGAUUUCCACACCUUCAACUUUGAAAAAGAAAAGCAGUUUAUCCACAGGCGACUGCACUUCUUUGAUAAUGUGCUUACCUCCAGUAAUCUGGCUCCAGACUCGAAGUUCACCACAGCAGCAUGGAUAGAGAAGGUGGUAAUAAUUGGAGCCACUCGUCCAUCUUCUGUCUCCGUGAAGACGGCAGAUGGUGCGGAGUCUGCUGUGGAGUUUGAUUUUGAUUCUGCAGUGUCAGUGUUAACAUUGCAUAAACCUGGCGUCAAUGCAGGGACCGACUGGACUGUGACGUUGCAGUAACACACACACACCACACACACACACACACACCACACACACACACACACACACAGGUUACUAGGACAUAAACAAAUUUAUGCACACAUCAUCUUACCAGAGGGAGCAACACUUUUUUUUUUGCCAGAUUUGAUUCCUUCACACACAUGCACUGGGAAUGAGUGUGCGUAGAAUAUUUAGGUUUGGGACAAUUUUAGGUUGAGAAUGUAAAUAGAGAAGGAUAAAAAAAAUAGGAUCAUUAGAGGAAAAAUAAAUAUUUUAAAUUUCUCUGAAUUAUGUUCCUAUUAUUGACCAUUACAUCACUUUUAUUUUAAAAUCAUUUGCAUCAAGUUUGAAUUAAGGAGAACCAGAAGUAUCUGUAGAUGAUGGUCAAAGCAUAUUUCCUCUAUUAAUACCCCCCCCAGUGGAAGACGAUUUAUGAAGGAAUGUGGAAACUUUUGCGCUGACUUUCAAUAUUCCAGUUUUCCACACGAGUAAUAAGAAAAUAUCAUAGCUAGAGUUGUUAAAUCCUCAUUGUAAAUGUGAUUUAGAAAAGGCCUAAAUAAUAGGUUAAAAUUGAGCCAUACAGUAUUUCACUAUAUUUACUACCUGAUUUAGUAUAGUUUGGAGAUUGAUGUCUUUCUUAGACGACCUCCAAUGACUACAAUGACUUGAAUAAAAUUCAACCGCUCGUUUACGCUGAUUAUUCAGUAUAAUUUACUACAUGUUUAUAAUACUAUUAUCAAUUGGUUUCUGAUUUCUUUGAUUUGUGUUUACGUUUCCUCAGUAUUUCAUUUGAAUGUUCAGAAUUAAAACAAUGGUUGUUUGAAACACAAAUAUCCAUAUGAGUGUCAAUAGGUGUGUUAAUAUUGUAUUUGAGCUGUGUAAAUUAAGAGAAGUCGACUGCAUCCCUGACCCAAACAUUAAAGCAUUAAUUCAUUCCAAGGCCUUUCAAUCUCAAUGAAAACUUUAGGUUUUGAUCUGAUCAGAUCUUUAGGUUUUGAUAAAGCUUACAUCUCUGUGGAUCCUCUGUGAACUCUGUUAUACUGAUGGAGGUUCAGGUAAUGUUCUUUCGCUUAGGAUAAGAUAGGCCACUCGGGAAAUGUUUCAUGUCAAUGCCUGGCUCAUAAACUCAUGGAUGGCUGAAAUAAAGAUGAUGAUAGAUCUCUCA